GUAUUUAUUGCACAGUCAAGAGCUUCUGGAAGCCACCGAGAUGUUGAAGAUGAGGAGCUUACACGGAUAUUUGUUAUGAUACCAAAAUCCUACGCAGAGGAAGACCUGCGAGAGAAGUUUAAGAUGUAUGGAGACAUUGAAUAUUGCAGCAUUAUUAAAAACAAGACUACUGGAGAAAGUAAAGGUUUGGGCUAUGUGAGGUAUUUAAAACCAUCGCAAGCUGCCCGAGCGAUUGAAGAGUGUGAUCGAAGCUACAGGGCCAUUUUGGCUGAACCUAAGAAUAAGUCAUCUGAGUCUUUUGAACAUGAUUAUUACAGUAAUAACACGAGGCAAGAACCAAGAGGAAAUAUGCUUCCGUUUUGUGGGCAGCCAGAGUUUUGUAGUUUUGAAAAAAAUGAGAGCAGAAUUCAAGAGUCGAUCUCCAAACGCCUGUCGGUGGUAUCACGGCUUCCCUUCGUCCAAGAGCAGCUGUUCGCCCUCUUUGAUCUAGUUCCAGGACUGGAAUAUUGUGAUGUUCAGCGAGAUCCUCAUACCAAUAGUGGGUAUGCUGUGAUUCAGUACAGUACUGCUGCGUCAGCUAUAUAUGCCAAGUAUAAAUUACAUGGUUUUGAGUAUCCUCCUGGAAAUAGAUUAACUGUCAUUUUCCUAGAAGAUGGGAGCGAUAGCUCAGACCUCAUCAGAAAAAUGGCAACACAGCUAGUAACAGCACAUGUGUCAUCAGUGUUGCGGAAUAGCAACGCAAUUGUUCAGCAGUAUAGGACGCCUCCUCAGGCAUUUGGAGGAACUUCUGGCUCCCAGUUGCUUCAACCCCAAACAGAUGCCAUACUUCCACCACACAAAAAAAAAGUUCCACCUGACACUUCUGUGAAGGAAAGGCUUUUCAUACUUUUUCAUCCCCAUCCUUUACCUGUGAAUGUAUUGGAGGAUGUGUUCUGUCGUUUUGGACACUUGAUAAAAGUUUACCUUGUGGCUGGAAAAAAUGUGGGCUAUGCAAAAUUUGCAGACAGAGCAAGUGCCAGUGAUGCCAUAACUGCGUUACAUGGCAAGAUUGUGAAUGGUGUCAGGCUUAAAGUAAGGUUGGCAGACUCGCCUACAGAAGAAUCUAACAAACGCCAGAGAACUUACUGAGCAGAAACUAAAUAAUGACAUGACCCUCAGCUAGCUGACUGACUGA
Messenger RNA from Leptosomus discolor (cuckoo roller), 1174 nucleotides. NCBI's taxonomy places the organism in Eukaryota, Metazoa, Chordata, Aves, Leptosomiformes, Leptosomidae. The record is from RefSeq and is a predicted model, not a curated record.